This is a messenger RNA of Bolinopsis microptera, 2991 nucleotides long. RefSeq lists its product as uncharacterized. Bases 1 to 2991 code for a protein of 996 amino acids. NCBI's taxonomy places the organism in Eukaryota, Metazoa, Ctenophora, Tentaculata, Lobata, Bolinopsidae. The record is from RefSeq and is a predicted model, not a curated record. The transcript has 6 exons. Gene Ontology annotation, biological process: protein phosphorylation. Gene Ontology annotation, molecular function: protein kinase activity; ATP binding.
AUGAUUCUGAUCUUCAUAUUUGUUAUCACAGUUGUCACAAAUACAGUUAAAGGUAAGUUCCUAUUAAAACUAACAGGUGAUGAUGACGUCACAGCCCUGUUUAUAGACGGUGUUCCACGAAAUAUUACCAGCACAGGUUUUACAGAAGAAGUGGUAAUCUCAGAAGACUUCAUGCCUCGUCUCAUAGCUAUAAGAGCUUCCAAUGCUCCUCAUCUUAAUAAUCAGAAUGUCAUCGAAUACACUGCUGGGAUACUAGCAUCACUGACAAAUGAAGAUGGAGACGAUAUCAUAGUGACAGAUGGUAAAUGGAGAUGUUCUGCGGUGUUAGAGCCAGGCUGGGAGAGAGUGAUGUUUCGAGAAAGUUCUGACAACUGGAGUGAUGCUGCAACACUAGCACAACAUGGACAAGGAGUAUGGUCCAAUAUUUCAAAGUACGUUGGGAGUAUCUCCCAUGAAGCUAUGUGGAUCUGGGACAGUGAAAGUGAAAGUGAAACUGUGUACUGUAGGAGGAGAGUUACACAUCUUAAAUACUCAGACCAGGAUAUAAGAGAGAUGCUAGUUGGUCAGAUAUUGCCCGUAAAUGCUGAACAAUCCGGCACAAAGCAAGACGACGAGCUGAUAAAUGGUGCUCAAAACGCUGUAGAUCUGAACACCAAGACCUCCUCGAGGGCAGUAGCUGGAUCUGACGGCGUAAUGUGGUUGAAGCUGACUCUUGGUCACGUGUACUGUGUAAAUCAAAUAGCCUGGUACAUGUCUGAAAGUCAACUUCAACGCAGUUGGAUUUGUACAGAGACAGAGUGUAUCUGCCAGGAUGACGGUUGUAAGGGAUUCUCCUUGACUUUCAACAUUGUGGGACAGACUCCAGACGGACUCCCCUCAAGGUCCAACUGUAAAUACGGGAACACGGCGAAGAUACAGAGAGUUAUUGGGGAUGGUGGUAUUGUAGUGUUCGAGAUGACCAUCGAAGGAUUGUGUCCUUCUGGGACCUUUUUGGAUAACGCAACUGACCAAUGUAAAAAUUGUUCAUCUGGGACGUUCAAAGAAGAAGUUGGGUUACAAAAUCAGUGUUCUGAAUGUGAAGCAGGAAAAUUCAGUGCUGCUGGAUCAGCAACAUGUUGUGAAGCAGGAAAAUACAGUGCUGCCGGAUCUGCAACAUGUUUUGACUGUGAAGCAGGAACGUUCGGUGCUGCUGGAUCUGCAACAUGUUCUGACUGUGAAGCGGGAAAGUACAGUGCUGCUGGAUCUGCAACAUGUUCUAACUGUAAAGCAGGAACGUUCAGUGCUGCUGGAUCUGCAACAUGUUCUGAAUGUGAAGCGGGAAAGUACAGUGCUGCUGGAUCUGCAACAUGUUCUGACUGUGAAGCAGGAACGUUCAGUGCUGCUGGAUCUGCAACAUGUUCUGACUGUGAAGCGGGAAAGUACAGUGCUGCUGGAUCUGCAACAUGUUCUGACUGUGAAGCGGGAAAGUACAGUUCUGCUGGAUCUGCAACAUGUUCUGACUGUGAAGCGGGAAAGUACAGUGCUGCUGGAUCUGCAACAUGUUCUGACUGUGAAGCGGGAAAGUUCAGUACUGCUGGAUCUGCAACAUGUUCUGACUGUGAAGCAGGAAAAUACAGUUCUGCUGGAUCUGCAAUCUGUACUGAUUGUGAAGCAGGAAAAUUCAGUGCUGCUGGAUCUGCAACAUGUUCUGACUGUGAAGCAGGAAAGUUCAGUGCUGCUGGAUCUGCAACAUGUUCUGACUGUGAAGCAGGAACGUUCAGUACUGCUGGAUCUGCAACAUGUUCUGACUGUGAAGCAGGAAAGUACAGUGCUGCUGGAUCUACAACAUGCUCUGACUGUGAAGCAGGAAAGUACAGUUCUGCUGGAUCUGCAAUCUGUACUGAUUGUGAAAUUGGACUGAAGGCAAACGCUGAGAAAACAAGAUGUGAUCCGUGUCCAGCGGGUACCUACAAAGACAGUUCAAUGGAAAACUGCCGAAAAUGUCCUGGAAACACAUACAGUGUAUCAAGUGCCGGUAAAUGUAAUGCUUGUCCUCACGGAUCUCAUGCGAGCGAAGACCGGACAACAUGUGAAGUUAACUUCCUUGACCACCUCAACACAACAGAAGUAAUGAUUCUCACGGAGAUGAAGCCAAUUGGACUCCUCAACUCGGAGAACAAGCUCGAGCUGAGCUAUCUAGAGCACAAUCUUCACAUCGUGGCUGAAACCUUUGUUGUACUUAAGGAGAUCAGUAGGUGCCAGUUUGGUUCCGUCCACUUAGCGACCCACAUCAGCAACGGAACAAUGGUGGCUAUAAAGUUCAUCCCUACUAACGUGGUAAAGUGUUUCAACAACAAGAGUAUUCUGGAGAGAACGUGUAACCUGCAGGAGAUGGAUGUUGUGGUGGGGAAGCUACCAGCAGAGUUCGUCUACGGAACAGUGUGCCAGUCUCCGGAGAUUAUACGGUACGAGGCUUGUUUUGUGGACCAGGGCUGCUGGGCUCUGGUUAUGGAGUAUCCUGUGGGCUUCUCUGUGCUCAGAGACCACGUGAUAUCACAUGGUCCUCUAGACCUCGCCUCUCUCUGCAAGAUCACCAGACAACUGGUUACUGCCAUGAACACGUGCGUUAUCAACGGAGUAGACCACAGAGACCUCUCCCAAGAUAAUAUCCUCUACAACCCGGACACAAAGCAGAUAAAAGUAAUCGGUCUGGGACACGCUGCCACACUCCACAACAAGGAGCCUUACAAAACCCCCACCAACUCCAGCAACCUGCCUCCUGAAGCCAAGAAGUACGGUGUUUGUAGUCCUCUUCAAACCAUGGUCUGGAAGUUUGGCUCCAUCUUGAACUUCUGUAUGAUGGGAGCAGGUAGAUUGAGCAGGAUGAGUCCUCCCUCAGCAGUGAGCAGUAAGAAUCCUAUUGAGUUUAUUGUAAGGAGGUGUUUGGACAAGGAUCCAAGGAACAGGAUAUUGUUUAGUCAUCUCAAGAAACAUAUCAACCAGCAUCUCUGA